UUUAUUUAAUAUAUUCCGCCGCGUCAUCUCCGACGGCAAGAGACGCCGUCAAUUGCUCCGCUUACUACUUUCUCUUCGCUCCCACAGUCCCACUCCUCUCGAGUCGACCCCCGAUCCCCGCUCCGGAGAUUAGUUAGGGCGUCCGCGGGUCUAUUAAUGGAAGCUGGCCUCGCCCUCGCCCUCGUUGUGCUGGUCCUCCUCCUCCAGGCCGGCGCCAACUCGUCGUCCCCGAUCGGCAUCAACUACGGGCAGGUCGGCGACGACCUCCCCUCCCCGGCGUCCGUCGUCCCGCUGCUCCGCUCCCUCGGCGCCGCCCGCGUGCGCCUCUACGACGCCGACCCCAGCGUGCUGUCGGCCCUGGCCGGCACCUGCGUGGAGCUCGCCGUCGGCCUCCCCGACAGCCUCGUCCCGCGGCUCCGCGAGCCCGGCGCCGCCGCCGCCUGGGUCCGGUCGGCCCUCCUCCCCCACGUGCCCGCCGCCAACGUCUCCCUCGUCACCGUCGGCAACGAGGUCCUCUCCGGCAACGACUCGGCCCUCGCCCGCGCCCUCGUGCCCGCCAUGGACGCCCUCCGCGCCGCCCUCGACGCCGCCGGGCUCGGGGGCCGCGUGGCCGUGACCACCGCGCACUCGCUCGCCGUCCUCGCGUCCUCGUUCCCGCCCUCGUCCGCCGCGUUCCGGCGCGAGCUCCUCCCCUUCGUGGGCCCGCUCCUGGACUUCCACGCGCGGACCCGCUCGCCCUUCCUCGUGAACGCCUACCCCUACUUCGCCUACAAGGCGGAUCCCGAGCGGGUCGACAUCGACUACGCGCUCUUCGGGCCCAACCCGGGGGUGGUGGACCCCGGCACGGGCCUGCGCUACGAGAACAUGCUGCACGCGCAGGUGGACGCCGUGCGCGCGGCGAUCGCGCGCGCGGGGAAGGAGGCCGGGGAGGUGGAGGUGGUGGUGUCGGAGACGGGGUGGCCGUCGGCGGGGGACGAGGGCGAGGCCGGGGCGACGCCCGAGAACGCCGCCAGGUACAACGGCAACCUCAUGCGGAUGGUCGCCGAGGGCAGGGGCACCCCCUCCGCGCCCGGCAGGCCGCUGCGCCUACGUCUUCGCCUCUUCAACGAGAACCUCAGCCGGACCGCAUCGGAGCGCCACUACGGUCUUCAACCCGACGGCACGCCGCCU
This is a messenger RNA of Ananas comosus (pineapple), 1170 nucleotides long. RefSeq names its product glucan endo-1,3-beta-glucosidase 11-like. The record is from RefSeq and is a predicted model, not a curated record. Gene Ontology annotation, molecular function: hydrolase activity, hydrolyzing O-glycosyl compounds. Lineage: Eukaryota; Viridiplantae; Streptophyta; Magnoliopsida; Poales; Bromeliaceae. Gene Ontology annotation, cellular component: plasma membrane. Gene Ontology annotation, biological process: carbohydrate metabolic process.